AUGAGGGUUGACACUGCAACUAUGGAGGACCUGUUUCCUCCAAGAAAACCAGGAUACAGAGCACUAAAUAGAGAGGUUACUCAAGAAGAUCGAGACCAGUUAUGUAGUGAACUGGAGAAGCUUGGAAGAUUUACUGCUUUGCAUUGGAUACUCUCACCAGAGCCAAAGAAAGAAGAUCCAUGCGUUGUUCCUGUUGAGGAUGUUAUUAUGAGUGCAGGAUAUAUCCAAGCGUUGUGUAAGAGGACAUUUCUGGCUAAGACCCUUCUCCUUUCACCAGAGAAAGUGAAGACCAUAGCAUCGGCUACCUCAGGCCAGCGAAGCAAUCCUAUGUGGUCUAUCGUACGUAGACACAGGAUUACUUCAUCAAACUUUGGAUUCAUUUUGAGAGCUAUCCAAAGAAACAGGUACGUAAUGUUUUGUUACUUUGUUGAUUUUAUUCAUAUUGUGUGA
Messenger RNA from Haliotis rubra (blacklip abalone), 450 nucleotides. RefSeq lists its product as uncharacterized. NCBI's taxonomy places the organism in Eukaryota, Metazoa, Mollusca, Gastropoda, Lepetellida, Haliotidae. The coding region runs from base 1 to 450 and encodes 149 amino acids. The transcript has 3 exons. The record is from RefSeq and is a predicted model, not a curated record.